AUGAGGAGAAGUGUUACUACGUAUCAGCCAGCAGCUCACACAGCAGGUCUCAAGAGAGCUUCCACAACAUCGGCGGUAUCACCCCUUUCACACGUUGAAGAAAGAUUGGGUGGAUUGGAAUUGGUUGAGGCCAAAUCGGAUGUUGAAGAAGCGUCUUACGAGCCAGCACAAUAUUUCAGUAAUCGAGAAGAUGAGGAAUUUGCAGGAAUAAAGUACACUGCUCUGCCUGGAAGUUCGGGAACAGAGCAAGAGGAAGCCAAUAACUCUUCCUCACAGAAUACAGAGGUACAAGCAAAUUGUGAAUCUUCUUUCCAUAGCAAUAAUAGUACUUUGGGAGAUCCACCAUCUUCAUCUUCUGAAUACGAAGGCGAUUUGGAGGAUGGAUCAUACACGGAUACCUUGAGUACAUCUGUUAACGAUUCUUUACCACCUGAAAACGUUCACAAACCAUUAAAGGAUCUUAUCUUUAAGGCCAACAAAGAGGCUUACGACGUUGAUUCUAAUAAGGUAAGGAUUAAAGUUGGAUUAUCGAAGAAAGUACCCAGUUUACACCCAAGGAGGAAAAUUAACGGAGCCUCAUCUUUACAAUGA
Molecule: messenger RNA, 591 nt
Organism: Zygosaccharomyces rouxii
Lineage: Eukaryota; Fungi; Ascomycota; Saccharomycetes; Saccharomycetales; Saccharomycetaceae
Gene: HED1
Product: Hed1p
Exons: 1
Coding region: 1-591 (196 amino acids)
Source: RefSeq, a predicted model, not a curated record